AUGUCAGCAACUUAAACUUAACAUUUGAUUUUUGGGUCAACUUGGCCCCAGGAAAAUAUGAUCAUCAAGUACUGUUCUCUACAAUAGAGUUUUUAGAAAGUUCCUAUCGACACUGCAUUGAAGGUAUAUAAAUUUUAAAUCAUUCCUAGAUCAAUAAUUGGUCAUGUGCCAUUCCUUACAAAGAUAAUGAGAUUCUAAUAACAGGAGGGUUGGGAAAUACCAAUAAAAUAAUCUCAAAUGAUGUCUAUCUAUUUAAUACACAAACUAAUUAGGUAAGGAAUGUAACGCAUUUUAGUUAAGCCAAUUUAGUUAAUUUACCCAAUCUAGAUAUGUUCAUCAAUGCGUAAGCCAUAAUGAUAAAGUAUACGUAUUGGGAGGAAGACAAUAUGGCCCAGAUUUUGAGAGUGUUCUAUCACAUUGUGAAGUCUAUGAAGGAGGUGCGUGGAAGGUAUUUCUAUUUGAAUUAUUAUAGACCAUUUCGCCUAUGACCAAGAGAAGAUCUAAUUUUGGAGUAUUCAUAUACAAUGAUCAAAUCUAUUGUAUCGGAGGAUUCGAUGGAAAAAAAAAUACAAAGUCUCUUGAAUAUUAUGAUGAAGUCAAAAACAUUUGGGUUAGGAGUAAAGUAAGGAUGCCAAGAGGUUUGGCAGGAUUUCACUUGAUUCCAUUGGAAAAUGAAAAAAUAAUGAUUGUUGGAGGAAUGACAUUAUAAGGACCAUCCUAAGCGUGCAUUGUCUUAAACCUUAAGAGUAUUUAUAAUCUAUUAUACCCCCUUAGAUAAUACUUGUGUCUCAUACUCAUAAUUGAAUUAAAUUCGAUCUCUAUUUCACAUGUUCAGAGAUGAAUUUGGUAAUUAUAUAGUAUAUGGUGGAAUGAAUAAAUAAAACACUUUUGAAUUAUUCAAUUAUGAGAAUAAAAUCUGGGAGGAGUUUCUGAUAAAUAUGGAUGAAAAUGCUUAAGAAAUCUUUAAUUAGAAUUUGAGAGGAAUGUCCUCGGUCCAAUAGGUUUGUAGAGUAGAAAACAUCUAAUAACUUAUGUAAUAAAAAUAAGAAUUGCAACUCUAACCAGAUGAUGUAGUUUUUAUGUUUGGAAACGAUGAGUAUCCAUUUAUACUCCCAAUUCCUAAAUAACCAACUGAAAGUUUGAGUCCUUUGGAAGUUCCUACUUAAUUGUGUAUGUAUUCGUACAUGAGUGUCUGCUCUAUUGAUGCCGAAUUGCCAAAUUGUAGAUAAAUUCUAUUAGCUGGUGGCAUUGAUUCUAAAAUUUCAUAAAUUAAUAAGAAGGCCUAUUUAGUUACAAUAAUAUUCCCAGAAAUGAAGGUUAAGGUCAAGAAAGUUGGAAAGUUGAGUUAUCAUAGAUAUGCAGCCUCUUGUGUUUACAACGCUCCAUAUGUCUAUUUCAUAGGAGGAAGAGGAUAUCAGAAUGAUGUAUUAUCAUUACACAGUACUGUGGAGAGAUUCAAUAUUGAUGAAGAGGAAUGGGAUUAAAUUGCUCCCUUGAAUGAGGCAAAAUGUUCAAUGACUGCUAAUGUAAUUGGAGAGAAAAUCUAUGUCUUUGGAGGGUACAUUGGUGAAGGUAAACUUUUAUAAUAUAUGCUUAGGACAAAUUUCUCAUAAGAUAGAGUGCUAUAAUGAAUAAUCUUAGGAAUGGGAUGUAUUGAAUAUUGAAUUGCCAUUCUCAUUGGAAGGAUUAUCGUCCAUAGUUAUAGAUGAUUAAGACUUAUUCAUCUUUGGAGGCAAAGGAUUUGAAGGUAGCAAGAAAGAAAUCAUACGAUUCAAUCUGGAUGAUUUAGAAUCGAACCAGAAUGUGUCAGGGUAUUCAAUAUAUCAAUAAUCAAUAGACAAAUAGUGGGAACACUUUAGCAUUCUAGAUCAUUGCCGAAACCAAUUUUACUUGACGAUAAAAAUGUACUGAUUAUUGGAGGCUAUUUCUUUGACAACCCUGAAAUUAAUUUUGGAGAGAUGUUUAACUUAGACAAUCCUGAAGAUUCCAACAAUGAAUAUGCCAAUUAAAUAGAACUAGCAAUCAUCUAGAUGGGAGCCAACGAUUCUAUCAACUUAUUCAGCAUAACUAAUUGA
Molecule: messenger RNA, 2075 nt
Organism: Paramecium octaurelia
Lineage: Eukaryota; Ciliophora; Oligohymenophorea; Peniculida; Parameciidae
Source: the annotation of a GenBank genome assembly